Molecule: messenger RNA, 1179 nt
Organism: Trachymyrmex cornetzi
Lineage: Eukaryota; Metazoa; Arthropoda; Insecta; Hymenoptera; Formicidae
Gene: eIF3h
Product: eukaryotic translation initiation factor 3 subunit h
Exons: 2
Coding region: 92-1102 (336 amino acids)
Cellular component (GO): eukaryotic translation initiation factor 3 complex; cytoplasm
Molecular function (GO): translation initiation factor activity; metallopeptidase activity; protein binding
Source: RefSeq, a predicted model, not a curated record
GAGUGCUAUUUUUUUCAGCUAACCUCUAUCAACGUCGGUUGGCCGAGUGGUUGAAUGCAACUUUGUUGUAACUACGAGAAAUUGAUCAGAAAUGGUUUCGAGAACAACGUCGAGAAGGAUUCCCGAGGUGGAACCGCGUAUUGACUACGUGCAAUGCGACGGACUGGUGGUGAUGAAGAUGGUGAAGCACUGCCACGAGGAAUCCUCUGGCAACAUGGAGGUUGCCCAGGGCGCUCUUCUCGGCUUGGUCGUGCAGAAUCGUUUGGAAAUCACCAAUUGUUUCCCGUUUCCCAAGAAUGAUGAGAUCAUGGAUGAGGAGGAGUAUCAGCUCGCCAUGAUGCGGAGAUUGAGAUGGGUGAACGUUGACCACUUCCAUGUCGGUUGGUAUCAGAGUGCAGAUGUCGGCAACUUUUUGAAUCUAUCUCUGCUGGAGUCACAGUACCAUUAUCAAACUUCUAUCGAGGAAUCAGUUGUGCUUAUUUAUGACACAGCGAAAUCUGCCAGGGGUUUUCUGACUCUUAAAGCGUAUCGACUCACUCCACAAGCGAUACAGAUGUACAAGGAAAAUGAGUUUACUCCUGAAGCUCUGCGCACUUUAAAAAUUGGAUACGAAAGUCUCUUUGUUGAAAUCCCAGUAGUCAUAAAGAACAGUAAUCUGACAAAUAUUAUGAUGUCGGAAUUGGAUGAAAUGAUUCCUGAGGAACAGGGUACGAAGUAUCUGGAUCUUGGAACAGCCACAGUGUUAGAGAACCAGUUGAGAUGCUUAAUGGAUCGAGUGGAUGAAUUGAACCAGGAAGCGAUGAAGUUUAAUAGAUACCAACAAUUGGUGGUUCGACAGCAGCAAGAUAAGAAUAGGCUCUUGGCUAAGAGGGCUCAAGAAAACGCUGCCAGGGCUGCAAAGGACGAACCACCGCUACCCGAUGAUGAUAUCAAUAAGUUGAUGAGACCCCUCCCAGUUCCACCAAGAUUAAAUCCAAUGAUUGUUGCUGGACAAAUUAACACAUAUAGUGAACAUAUUUCGCAAUUCUGUGCUCAAAGCUUAGCAAAAUUGUAUAUCACUCAAAGUUUACAAAACGCAAAGGAGGCAAAGUCUUCCCAUUGAUAAGAUCAAUGUAUUACAAAUACUUAUAAAAUAUUUAAAGAAAUGACUACAGAAUUAAAUAAAAGGGACAUACGAUU